UCCUCCUUUUUUCUUCUAACAAAUGAAACCAAAUUUGGUAAGAAUGUAACCAAGUAGAUAUCCCUUUUAAAUCCUAUGUAUAUAAAUAGUAUAAAACAUCAAAUAAAAAAAAUUACCCUUUAAAGAAAUCACUGAAAUAUGAACAACUAUUCAUUAGAGUUGCAGUUCCUGCACCUGAAGCCUGCUAAACUUGGCCGAACCUCGUUGAUUCGAAAAUCGAGAAGCAACCCGAGAAGCGCCCUUGUUCUAUCCGAUAAAGGCGUUGAUCCUCUCGUUGAAUUAAAAAUCAAACAAGUUAUUGAGAGGCAGUUUAAGGGUUUCAUAUCAUUAUCCAAGAAAGAAACACAGUUUGAUCCUGCUCUUCUUAAAGAGGCUUAUGAAACUUGUAAACAAAUCUGUUCUGAACGUUCUACCACCUACUAUCUAGGAAGUUUGCUGAUGACUGAAGAAAGAAAGAAAGCAGUUUGGGCAGUCUAUGCUUGGGGGCAAAGGACAGAUGAGUUAGUAGAUGAGAAACUCGCAAGCGAGGCUGAGUUAGAUAGCUGGGAAAAGAAGCUUGAAGACAUCUUCAAUGGUUGUCCUCAAGAUAUAGCAGACACUGCUUUAGCUGACAGUGUUCAGAGAUUUCCCCUUGACAUUGAGCCUUUCAAAGAUUUGCUCAAAGGGAUGAGAAUGGACACAUGGAAAACUCGUUACGAGAACUACGAAGAGCUUAUACUGUACUGCUACUAUGUAGCUGUAACAGGUUGCUUAAUGGCUCUCCCUAUAGCAGGAAUUUCACCAGAAUCUGACACUUCUACUGAAAGCAUUUACAAUGCAGUCGUUUGCUUAGGAAUCGGAAACCAGCUAACUAACAUCCUCAGAGAUGUAGCAGAAGAUGCUUCUAGGGGGAGAGUGUACCUUCCACAAGACGAGCUAAGAGAGUUUGGGUUGACAGACGAUGAUAUAUUGUCCGGGAAUGUCACAGAGAAAUGGCGGGAAUUCACGAAGAUGCAGAUAAAGAGAGCAAGAUACUAUUACGAUCAAGGAGAGUAUAUUGCUUCUCAGCUAGACAUCGCCAGUAGGUGGCCGGUGUGGGCAUCAAUGCUGUUGUACCGGAAGAUAUUGGAUAAAAUAGAGGCAAACAAUUACGACAACUUAACCACACGAGCUAAAGUCGGGAACACGGAGAAGCUGCUAACGCUGCCACUAGCUUACGGCAAAGCCAUGGGUUGGUGUCCAGAAAAGGUCGUCCCUCGUUGAUUAAUCUCACUAAUCCACCAACACAAAGUUCCAUUUACAUAUGUACUGUCAACUCUUGUGAAACAUCAGAUGUAUCAAAAUCAAGGAAUCAGAGACGUACUAAAAUUUCCACCCAUGAAAAUAACAUUGAUUUUCAGCUUUUGACACAGAUAA
This is a messenger RNA of Spinacia oleracea (spinach), 1395 nucleotides long. RefSeq names its product phytoene synthase 2, chloroplastic. Gene Ontology annotation, molecular function: squalene synthase [NAD(P)H] activity. Lineage: Eukaryota; Viridiplantae; Streptophyta; Magnoliopsida; Caryophyllales; Amaranthaceae. The transcript is spliced from 6 exons. The record is from RefSeq and is a predicted model, not a curated record. Gene Ontology annotation, biological process: biosynthetic process. The coding region runs from base 139 to 1242 and encodes 367 amino acids.